GUCAAGGGCUUGAGGAAAGCAUUGAAAUCUAGUUUGCUAGUAGCAUCUCAUCACAGACUGGGUAAGUUCCUGUAACAUUGUCUUUGUUAUCAACAUUCUAGUGAGUUUUGUUCCAAAAUGUGUGAUGUUCUUGCAUAGUAAUGGAUAGUACUCUUUUGUAAACAUUUUUGUUAGAUUAUAUAUUUUCGUUGGGGGUCGAAGGUGAUAAAUUAUGACAUGAUCAAGUGUUAAAGUGUAUUUAGUAAAUACAUAUUUUCCCACAUAUAUUAGGUUAUUUGGGGACUAAACACAUUACAUUUUCCUUCUUCUGACAGGUAAAAUGGAGUUGCCAUCAUUCACAAUAUUUCCAACUGAUGAAACUGUAAGUAUUAUCUCAAUCUAAUUGCUUGUACUUACAACUAUAAAGCCAUGCUAUAAAAUAAGUUAGGGAGCAGCAGCAAACAUCAGCAGAGAAUGGAUUCGAUCCAAAUAUGUUAAUUGUAGCCAAGAGUAUCUAGUGCAGAUGUCUCCAAUAGCACACCUAUGAGUAGCUCGCCAAACAAUUCUGAAGGUACAUGCAAUUUUUACGUGUUCCACCUCAAACUGUCAUUAACAAAUCUCACAUGUAUCAGACACCACAAGAGCCCAGUUACGCUACUAUCUAAUCAACGCAACUUUGACAUUAUCCCACCCCUGCCAAUUAAUUUCCAGCAAUAUUGCUCGUCUGUAUGGUGCACGCGUUUGUCUAUCACUCCGUGUGUAGCCAGUUGAUGUGAUUAAUGUUUUGUGGGUUAACAGAAAUAAUUUCCCCAAAACCUUCACAAUUAAAAUGUUAACUGCAAAGUAGGCUUACCUGGCAGAAGUAUAUCAUGAGUAAGUAUAUCAUGUGUAUGGAUUAUUUGUUAUUUGCUAACUUUGCAAUGAACUGAGCAGCAGCAGUACAGAACCAUAGCUAGACUGGCACAUUCCUCACUGGCUAGAUGCACAAUUAAAGGGGAAUUAAACUCAACAAUCUAAAUGUGUUCGUUUUCUUCCAGACCCCCCAAAAAAUGUAUUCUGAUGUGAUUUAACCAUUGACAUGGACUCACAACAUCCAGUUGUGUUGUUUCUAUAUGAGCAAUUGUAAUUUUGAGUGAAAAACUUAAAGAAAAUCGAAACCAGGAAAAAUAAAAAUGAGAAAACAUAAAACAGAAUUUGAGAAAAAGAUCUCAGCUUUUAUAGGGCCCCCUUAGAGUUGUUUAUUAACUAUUACUUUACCAGGUAUAUUGGCAGAAAACAGUGCACUACUUUCUCUUCUACACUAAGGACCUGGGGAAGAGUUUCAGGGGAGAUGAGAAGAGAAAAAUCUGCCUAUUUGAAGGCUAGAAAAAAUGAGUCGCUCGUGACCUGUUUCAUUAAAAAAAAAGUAGCUCUCAUGCUAGAAAAGGCUGGAGACUCCUGAUCUAGUGUUUUGUCUUUUGAACUCCCAUACAAAGACCACAUAAAAGUUUCACAUCAACAUUAAUGUGGUUGGAGAGAAAAACAUUGUAUUUUCAACUCACCACUUUUAGUACCCAAAGUACCCAAGAUUCAGAUCAGGUUUUGGAUUAGACCAGUUUUCUGGAAGGGUUGUUUAUGAUGUUUGUAACAAUGUUUUUGUAGUCUGUGUUCGUGCAAGUAUGUGGUCAGUCUGUGUAUGUAUGGUAUUACAUCUACACAGAGAUGAUUUUAGUCAUUUUCAUGAUUUAAAUUCAAUACCAUUAAUGGCCUGCUUGAAUGUUCAGAUUCAGUGCUUGUAGCAAAUGUUUCUAACAGACACACAAACUUUGCCCCAGUAAAACCUGAAACAUCAGCAUCAAAAUGUCUAUGGUGCGCACAAAAGAACUGUCACCUUUCCCCCUAUAUUUAUCUCUGUCCUAGAUCUGUGUGUGUGGUGUCGUUGACGUGCAUGGUGAACCUGAGCCCCUCUCUGUAGCCCCCUGGAGCGUUAGCCCCUCCAUCUCACACAGAAGGAAGUGGUACAGCGGUGCGGUUUUUCCUGUAGAGAAACAGUGAGACACAACACCUGCUUCUGAGAGCAACCACAGUAGUAUUGGCUUUAGGUAGAACGUCACUACCCCCAGGUCUUGAUAUCACUGUGCUGUUAUGAAACACUGUUAUGGAACACUGUAGUGUAGGCAGACAGUUUGGGGGAACAGACAGAUAGUCAACCACUGUAGACAGGAAGUCAUGAAAAACCGUGUCUUAAACCGUUAUCAAAUACGCAGUGACAAAAUAAAUGAUUAAGGACACCUGUUGCACAAAUUCGAAUGUAAAAUUCUCUGAUUUUUAAAGAAUGCUUGUUUGUAUUACAGGGAUCUGGAGAUUACACAGAGGACUAUGAGGGUGGCUUCACUGAGACCCCAGGGGGAAUGUGUGACAAGUCCUGGGUGAGGGAGUUCCGGGGUCUCUACGAACCCCCUCUGUUCUGGCUCAUCUUCGCCUUGGGCGCCAUGGGCAACCUGAUGGUGGUCUUCAUCUUUACCACGGUACGCCACCGCCUCAAGACCAUGACCGACGUGUACCUACUCAACCUGGCUGUGGCUGAUCUCCUCUUCUUGGGUACUCUGCCCUUCUGGGCCGCUGAUGCCACCAAGGGCUGGGUGUUCGGCACGGGCCUCUGUAAGAUCCUCUCGGCCGUCUACAAAAUCAACUUCUUCAGCAGCAUGCUGUUACUCACCUGUAUCAGUGUGGACCGCUAUGUGGCAAUUGUCCAGGUCACCAAAGCUCACAACCUGAAGAACAAGAGGCUGUUUGUCAGUAAGCUGGCCUGCCUGGCUGUCUGGAUCAUUUCAGGCCUCCUGGCUCUGCCUGAGUUCAUCUUCGCCCAGAUUAAGCCUGACCACAGGGGGAGUUCCUUCUGUGUCCUGGUCUACCCCAACAACAUCUUCAACCGCACCAAGAUCCUGGUGCUGGCUCUGCAGGUCUGUGUGGGCUUCUGCCUGCCCCUGCUGGUCAUGGUGCUGUGCUACUCGGUCAUCAUCCGCACCCUGCUGCAGGCCAAGAGCUUCGAGAAGCACAAGGCACUGAGAGUCAUCUUCGCCGUGGUGGCUGUGUUUGUCCUCUCCCAGCUGCCAUACAACGGGCUACUCGUGGUUGAUGCCAUGCAGGCCGCCAACACCACCAUCACAGACUGUGCCAUAUCGGGCAAUUUCGAUGUCGCUGGGCAGAUUGCGAAGAGCCUUGCGUACACCCAUGCUUGCAUUAACCCCUUCCUGUAUGUGUUCAUUGGAGUUCGCUUCCGGAAGGAUCUGCUGAGGCUGCUGAGGCAGUAUACCUGUGGCCUGAACCAGAGAGGCCUCAGUAAGAUGCAGGCAGUCCCCAAACGCCCCUCCGUCAUGUCUGACACCGAGACCACCCCUGCCCUCUCCUUGUAACACAGCCUCCCUGAGACCACUCCCCCCAUCUGGGAGUUACCACACACACCCACAUAUUCAACAUCACCUCAGAUCAUACCGUUGGGUUGAAUCCUAGCUAAAGAUCUGUGUGCGCAAUUCAAAUUUCUCAUUGACAUCCAUACAUUUAAACAUGAAAGGUUAAUACCAGGGGUCUCAAAGUUAGGAUUCAGCCCCCUGUGAAUGCCUCCGACCUCAUCAUUCCUUCCAUAUGAUAUCAUAGGCUGCUAUGGACCGCAAGUUUCCAGGGCGACAAACCCAGCUGCAUCCUGAUUACAUUGGUAUUUUGCCAGUGUAUACAUUCAUUGUUGUUUACAUACAUUACCAGUCAAAGGUUUGGACACAC
Molecule: messenger RNA, 3738 nt
Organism: Coregonus sp. 'balchen'
Lineage: Eukaryota; Metazoa; Chordata; Actinopteri; Salmoniformes; Salmonidae
Source: the annotation of a GenBank genome assembly